GACAAACCCUCAAAUAACAUUAUUGCACAUUACGCCCUCUCGCAGUGCAGCAGACCGGUUGGUUUUCUUCAACCACCUCUAUACUCUCGGUAAGAGUAUGCCGUGACAAAGUAAGAGAAAAAAAGAAAGGAAGAAGACCUUUUUGAAGCAGCCAGCAGAACUGUGCGAAGUUUUUUCUUCCUUCGUCUCUGUCUUUCUGUCUCUUUCCCUCCGCGGACGCGGUCACCAAUAGUAACGCAGACACCACCACCCCAAAGAUGGUCCAAAUUCCCAAAUCCAUCACGCGCCUUUGCGGCGCUGCCCUCGGCGCCCACUUGGCCAUGACCUCCUCCGUCUUCCUCUGUUCGUCAUUGGGCCACGACGACGUUUUUGAGCAACACUGGAACUACAGCAGACCCACGCUGCGCAAACGUGUCAGCUACGUCGCCUUCUGGACCCCUGGAUUCUUUUCACCGGUGUUAUCGGGUGAGGAGCGAGAGUGUUUAGAUGUGUGGAUGCACACCCUCGCCCUGCACACCCCGCUCUUCGCCACCAUUCAGAUCUCUCCAAAGAUCACCGUACAAGACUCCAUGGCGGUUCUUCAGGGCAUCAGCGAACUUCGCGACGGCGUGUACCUGUUAGAAAAACUACCCAUUGCGGUAGAGCCGUAUCUGCAGGAGGUGCGACGAGAGUACCAAGAUGACGUCGUUUUCUUGCACGGUAAAACGCGGACGGACAUCGCAUUUAAGGUGCCUUUUACGCACUACAAAGUUCCCCUCUUUGUCUUUCCCGCCUCGUUCACCCUGCAGCUGGAGCGCACGCACUCCCGUGGGCCUCAUCUGAACAUUACGGUGGUGGAACAUCGCUGGUUUAAUGGGCUAUUACUGUCGCACUCGACGAACUCCGUCUCCUCGCCGUGGGGCGACGUCGGCGACCUGUGCCGACGCUACAACGGGUUUUUGUGGUCGGGCAUGGCGACAAAGAAGAUAUCGCUGGGCGAGCGUCGACGCGCCUUUAUAGAAAAGACAACGCGUAUGGAGGAGGAAUUGAAACGGCAGCAAGAAGAGCAGAUUAAGAUAUAG
Leptomonas pyrrhocoris is the source of this 1061-nucleotide messenger RNA. RefSeq names its product putative mitochondrial 32 kDa ER-associated protein (ERAP32). Lineage: Eukaryota; Euglenozoa; Kinetoplastea; Trypanosomatida; Trypanosomatidae. The coding region runs from base 258 to 1061 and encodes 267 amino acids. The record is from RefSeq and is a predicted model, not a curated record. The transcript has a single exon.